ACUUUGAAUCAGAGGGUCAGAUCCAAUGGUUGAAGAGAGAGAAUCUGGAUCCGGGUCCCAGACAAAUACAGAGCGGGUUAUCCAUGUAACCAAUUCCCCUUGCGUGUCCUUUGGUUUACUUGACUCGGGCCGUCGGCGAGUGGCGACCUCUUCUUCCAGUAGUUGUUCAGUUUAACGAACCAGAGAAAGUCUUCUGUUUUUCAUCUCGGAAGCGUGGCUGUGGCGUGUCGACCACGGAGGGAAAACAACGGAAACGUCGGUUUUAGAGGGAAAAUAUCCAUGCAUAUUUUUCUUAUCUGUUCUUCGGAGAAGCAGAGUUCGAAUAGGGAACCUUGUCUCACGAUCCUGAAAUUUAGGAGAGCCUAUAUGGGAGCAUUGAGCCCGAAAUAUUUUUAGAGUUUGAGGUCGCGAUUUGUUCGAUUUGUUUCCUUUUAGGAUUUCAGUUCAAUGUGGAUAGGGGGAGAACUGGAUCAAGCUUCUUCUUCUCAAUUAUAUGGUGUUAAAUCAUUAUAGAAUUGAGGUUUCUAUGGCGGAGAAGGUAGAGUAGUUUCUGAGGAAUUUCAUCAUGGACAACUCAAGGGUUCCAAAGGAGUCUUUCGGUGCAGAUGGUGAUUCUAGAUUUCCUUCCUUUAAAAGUACGUCUUUUGGCUACAGAGCUUCAGAAAGCGAGUCUUUGCCAUCGUGGAGUGGAGAGAUUGGAUUUGGUGGAAGCGACCGGAGAUUCACCUUUGCUCGUCAAUCUUCAUUCCAUCAAUCUGCUGAAGCUCACACUCCAAUUUCUAUAAUUUCAAAUGGUUCCGUUCAGCCUCUGCUUUCUCGGAGUGUUUCCAGCAUCAAUAUCCCGCCAUCCGUUUACCCACAACUUGAGGAUGAUAAUAACUGGAAAAGAUACCAAAAGGCUUCUUAUAGAGAGGGAAAUGCUUCAUCCGAGAAAUUCUCUUUCCUUUUGUUUGUGGUUUCUGCGAUUAGGAUUAUAAGAUAUGGUAACCGCCCUAUGAAGCGACUGUUCAUGAUGAUCUCUCUCAACGUGGCUUAUUCUUCUGCUGAAUUAUUUAUAGGCCUUUUCUCUGGACGUGUAGGUUUGGUUUCUGAUGCAUUUCAUUUGACAUUUGGCUGUGGCCUCUUGACAUUUUCAUUGUUUGCAAUGGCUGCCUCCCUGAAGAAGCCUGAUAGUGUCUACACCUAUGGGUACAGAAGGCUAGAAGUUUUGUCUGCUUUUACCAAUGCUCUGUUUCUUUUGUUCAUGUCAUUCUCUUUAGCUGUGGAAGCACUCCAUGCAUUCAUACAAGAUGAAUCUGAGCACAAGCAUUAUUUAAUUAUCUCUGCGGUGACGAAUUUAUUGGUGAACCUGCUUGGCGUUUGGUUCUUCCGGAACUAUGCUCGUAUUAAUCUUGUUUACAGGAAAGCUGAAGACAUGAAUUACCACUCUGUAUGUUUACAUGUUCUUGCAGAUUCCAUCCGAAGUGCAGGUUUGAUCCUGGCAUCCUGGCUUUUGACCCUUGGGGUUAAGAAUGCUGAAGUAUUGUGCUUAGGACUGGUUUCAGCUGCAGUGUUUAUGCUUGUCAUGCCUCUAUUUAGAACAACUGGUGGAAUUUUACUCCAGAUGGCUCCGCCAAAAAUACCGUCUUCAGCUUUGAGCAAAUGCCGGAGACAAAUUUGCACCCUUGAAGAUGUAUUGGAAGUUUCCCAAGCUCGCUUUUGGGAAUUGGUGCCUGGUCAUGUUGUUGGUUCACUCUCAGUUCAGGUGAAGAAGGGAGUGGAUGAUCCCCCAAUACUUAGAUAUGUCCAUGGCUUGUACCAUGACUUGGGUGUGCAGGACUUGACAGUUCAAACUGAUUCUGUUUGAACAUGUUCUUCCUCUUCGUUCUUCCAGAUUCCUGGAUCUUGGGGUGGGAGAUAUAAAAAGCUCAUGAUUCAUACGAGCAACCUAGAUUUUGAUCACGUUGUCAACAAAAGCAAAUGCAUCAAUGGUAAAGAGGGGCUUUCAUAAAAUAAAAGAGAUGAAUGGCUUUGGGCAAUUAUAUUUAGAACAUUGUUGAAGAAUAUGGCUGAUGGUUUUGUUUGCCCUCUCUACAUUUGGUAUAGCGUUCAGUGAUCUCAAAUAUAAUCCACAAUUACCUCCAGUUUUCCGUGAAUGUUUAUGAUGUCUUAUAGAUUAACAAGAGUUCAUGUAUUAGUGAGACAUUGGAUCUCAUGCAAUAUGGCUCUGCAAGAUUUGAAGACUCAAGUAAAUCCAAGAACCCCUUUCAACUCA
This is a messenger RNA of Macadamia integrifolia, 2254 nucleotides long. Its product is annotated as metal tolerance protein C2-like. Lineage: Eukaryota; Viridiplantae; Streptophyta; Magnoliopsida; Proteales; Proteaceae. Gene Ontology annotation, biological process: transmembrane transport; zinc ion transport; intracellular zinc ion homeostasis. Gene Ontology annotation, cellular component: Golgi apparatus; membrane. The record is from RefSeq and is a predicted model, not a curated record. Gene Ontology annotation, molecular function: zinc ion transmembrane transporter activity. The transcript has 10 exons. Bases 566 to 1846 code for a protein of 426 amino acids.